Messenger RNA from Sporothrix brasiliensis 5110, 1986 nucleotides. RefSeq names its product glucanase b. The record is from RefSeq and is a predicted model, not a curated record. The transcript is spliced from 2 exons. Lineage: Eukaryota; Fungi; Ascomycota; Sordariomycetes; Ophiostomatales; Ophiostomataceae. Bases 1 to 1986 code for a protein of 661 amino acids.
AUGACGACUGUUGACGAUUCCAUUCGCAAUCAGAACGAGUCGGGCGUCCUGCCGACGCCGACGGAUCCUACUUCGACGUCCACCAGCACCAACGGGCCCUUUGCACCGUCGAUUACACCCGUGUCGGCUUCUGGCACGCCGCCGACCAUGAAGAUUGCUCUGCAGAACAACACCACGUCAAACAAGCUGUACGCUUACAUCACCGGCCUCGACAUCAACAAGAACAACGCUGUCUGGCUCCUUCGGAGCGACGGUGUCAGCCCCUACUACCCGGAAAACCCCUCGACCGACCUGUCGCCUCUGGCGGCCAAUGUGUCCAUUCAGGUUGGCGGCCCCGGCAGCGUCCGGACGGUCACCAUCCCGCAGGUGGCUGGUGCCCGCAUCUGGUACUGCCAGGAUGCCGAGCUCACAUUCCGCCUGAACCGUGGCGCCAGGGGCCCCGCUCUGGUCGAGCCCUCCGUCUCCAACCCGACCGACCCCAACUACAGCCUGCGGUGGGCCUUUAGCGAGUUCACGUUCAACUCGUUCCAGCUCUUCGCCAACAUCUCCUACGUGGACUUUGUCAGCAUCCCCGUCGCCAUGCGGCUGACGUCCACCGACGGCACGCCUGUCCAGACGGUUGCGGGCAUGCCCUCCAACGGUCUUGACUUGGUGUGCGAGGCGCUGCAGGCACAGCAAAAGGUCGACUGUGCUGGCUGGGACCAGCUGGUUGUCCAGGUCAGCUCGCCCUCGGCGGGCACCAAGUUCCUCCGCGCGCUGUCGCCCAACAACGGCCUGGUCCUCAACAACAAGCUGUUCCGCAACUACUUCGACGCCUACGUCGACCAGGUCUGGUCCCACUACAAGUCGACCCCGAUCACUGUCGAUACGCAGGCCCACUGGGGCACCGUCACCGGCCAGGUCGACAGCUCUGGCGGCCUGACGUUUCCUGGCGUGGGCACAUUCCCCAAGCCGAGCACAGCCGACAUCUUCUCGUGCAGCACGGGUGCCUUUGCCCCGUACGCCAUCAACACGGCUGAGAUGGGCAACCUUACGGCACGCCUGUCUGCUGCCUUUAACCGCAGCACGAUGCUGACUAGCGCCAGGCAGCCCAGUGGACCGCCCUCGAGCUACUACCAGAACCCCGUCACCAACCACUACUCGCGCAUUGUCCAUGCCACCAACCUUGACGGCCGCGGCUACGCCUUCCCCUACGACGAUGUGGCGCCCAAUGGUGGUGUCGACCAGUCUGGUGCCGUGUCGAGCGGUGCCCCUGAUGUUUUGACCAUCUAUAUUGGCGGCGGCGGCGCGGGCGGCCCGGCUGUGGCCUCCAACGCCACGCGCUCCAACCCAUCCGCCUGCGCGACAUGGCCCGUCGUGGUCGCCAGCUCCGAGAUGGCCUUGCAGCAGCAGGCCACCAUGGCGCCGUUCCUCAACUUGGCCGCGCCGGACGUCAACGUCGACGAGAAGAUGCUCCUUCAGGCCCGGGAUCACGCCGCCGAGGCUGCGGUGGAUCAGGAGAAGGGCCUGCAGCAGCAGCUGCUGACAUCGACCAAGAAUGGCCUGCCUCCCACCCCGGCAGCCACUGCCGCACCUGACCUGUCCAAGCGCUUCGCCCUGCUCCUGCACCAGGCGCUCGUCUACCUGUGGGCAGCCAUCUGUGGCAUGGGCCGUUCCGUCUGGGCGCUCGUGCCUCGCCGCAUCGCCCAGCCUGUCGGCGCGUUCUGCAGCCGUGUCGCAUCAUCGCCGGCGGUGACGGCAGUCUCGGCCAGCAUGUCCUCGUUCGUCUCGUCGGUCGUCAAGUCCGCUGCCGCUUCGGCCGUGGCAGCCAUGCUGAUCCGUCCGCUGGUGGUUCGUGCCGUGCUGACGGCUGCCGUGGUGCUCAUUACCUACGCUGCCACCGCGGGCGGCAGUGCCGGUGCCUCGCCCAUGGUGGCCUCGGCUGUGGCCACGAUGACCGGCUGGGCGGAGGAGCUGACCGGCAGCCGUGCUGCUCCCCUCUCCUAG